GAAAUUCCAAAACUCACCCCUUUUCUUUUCCUCUCUAAAUUAUCUCACAUUUUCAUAUGUUAAAAGAACUAGAGAGAAAAGAAAAAGGAAAAAAAUUAUCAGAAAACAGUUAACAAAUUUGGGGAAACAAAAACCAAAAAAAGAAAAUACACAAAUUUAGGGUUUUCAAUUCCCUUCUUUUCUCUCUCCCACGUUUAAUUUUUUUUUUUCUAUCCCUCUUUUUCUCUCUCUCUAUCUCUCUAUUUUCAUUUUUCUCGAUUUCUUCAAUUCUCCGGGAAGCUAGAACGAUAAUUUCCAUUUUUUCCGGGAGAAUUUGACCUCCGUUUCUCAGCUACAGCUAUACCGUAUGAUUUUCAGGAAUUUGUAUUCUGUAUUGCAACUGAGGGAAGGAGGAAUUCAUCCUAUGUGAAGUCGAGGGGUAUACAUAUAGACAUAAACAUUUUAUCGAAGAUGGAGGGAUUGAGAGCUUGUUGUACAGGAUUAAUCGUCUUUUAAUUUGUGAUAUUUCUGUUAUUUUUUCCUGGUUUUCUUUUAUGAUUCUAUUUGAGGAAUCAAUUUCUGAAUUGACGCUGGACGAUUGAUUGGAUGUGCAAUAGAAUAUGGAUUCUCAAAAUUCGCCCCCAACGACCAGCCAGGUCAACUGUUGUUACUGCGGGUGCAGCAGUUGUUCUGCAAUGAACAGGUCCUAUUCAGGGACUUGGCUCCGAUCUGUGAAGCGAAAAUUUGAUGAAUAUAAUGAGAAUAAGUUUAUGAUCCCAGGCUUUGUCUUACCUCUGAAUGCUCGUAUUGAAAUUGAAAAUGAAUGUACAGCACUUAGGGAAAUGGUAAGUAAGCAACAACACACAAUUCAGGAUUUAGGUGCUGAGUUGGAGGAAGAACGAAAUGCGUCUUCCUCGGCGGCGAAUGAGGCCAUGUCCAUGAUUUUGAGGUUGCAAGGAGAAAAGGCAGAGGUUCAGAUGGAAUUUAAACAAUUCAAAAGGUACACUGAGGAGAAAACGGCGCAUGAUCAGCAGGAGAUUAUGGCGUUGGAGGAUAUAUUAUACAAGAGGGAGCAAACAAUUCAAUCAUUGACUUGUGAGGUGCAAAUGUAUAAGCAUAGAAUGAUGAGUUAUGGGCUAACAGAAUCUGAGGCUGAGGGUGAUUGUGAGACAGAAAAGGGCCGUUUUAGUCGGAACAAUAGUAUCUCCGAGACUAUCAAUGGGCAAUUCGAAGUUCCUCCCUUCGAUUACCCUCCAUUGAAAUGCACUAUUAAUGAGAAUCAAGUAUACACAGAAUUUGAUAAUGACAUUGUUGAUGUUGAGAAAUAUGCAUUUGAAGAGACCCCACGUUCGUGUGACCAAUUGCGGGAUUUGGAGCAUAGGAUCAAUCAAUUGGAGAGGACGCCAAGAAGCACUGAUGGGGAUCUUUUCAAGAACAACAUACUUGAAAAAGUGAUAGUUGGUCAUUCCCCAAGGAGGAAUAGACAUCUUAGAAAGUUUUCAACUGAUAGUGUAGGAUCUCCCUUCAUUACAAAUAAAGAAAUUAACUCAGAUUUCAUCUCAGAUUCUCCAAGAUUUGGUGGGAGUAUUAGAAAAACAGAAUAUUCACAAACAGAAGAGCGUUCAAACUUGAGGAAGGUGGAUAAUUCAUCAGAAAUUGGAGAUGACAUGAGUGACCGAGUUUACACAAUUGAUUCUGUACAUCAGGGGGCUGGAUAUAAUGGUGUGUCAGAACUCAAGUCUUCAGCUGGAAUGGUUGACGACUAUACCCCAAGGGAUUCAUUAAAUAACACAGAUUUUGGAGAUCCAGAGGUCACAAAGUUGUAUUUUAGGCUCCAGGCACUUGAGGCUGACCGGGAAUCAAUGAGACAGGCUAUGAUUGCUAUGCGGACUGAUAAAGCACAGGUGAUAUUGCUCAAGGAGAUUGCUCAGCAGUUAUGCAAAGAGAUGUCUCCAGCCGUGAGAAAACCUGCAAAGAAGACAUCUGUAAUUGGGAGCUUUUCAUGCAUGUCUAUAUUCAAGUGGAUCACAUGCUUUGUUUUAUGGAGAAGAAAAGCACGCAGAUGCAAGUACCCAUUUGGAUCAUCGACCAACAAUCCAGGCUUGCUGAUGCUUUUAGACAAGGGACCUCAUGUGGGGCAGUGGAGAUGUCUGAUGAGCACGCAGGUGUAAAAACCAGCUCCAAGUAGUCCACAUCGAUCACUGAAGACUGUAACAUAAACGUCAGUACGAAAGGGAUUGUAGUCAGAUUGAUUGCUUUUUCAUUUUACUUUCUUUCUCCCCCUUGUAUUCCUUGCUGCUGCAAAUUGUGGGUUCACUCUGCACUGUGUUCUUCCCCUUAAUUCAUGGAAUUGUAACCUUUGGCUGAACCAGUGUCAUCGAAAAUAUAGACGUUCCACUGCCAGUUUGGAACUUGUGAAUAAUUGUGAUCAAUAUGGCUUGUUUGGUUUCUACUCAAGUUUUUAUUUUUCUUUUUACCUGUAUAUUACAUCUUGUGAAUGAAUUUUUUCUCUUGGUA
Messenger RNA from Solanum pennellii, 2496 nucleotides. Its product is annotated as myosin-binding protein 7. The record is from RefSeq and is a predicted model, not a curated record. NCBI's taxonomy places the organism in Eukaryota, Viridiplantae, Streptophyta, Magnoliopsida, Solanales, Solanaceae. The coding region runs from base 600 to 2150 and encodes 516 amino acids. The transcript has 4 exons.